Drosophila pseudoobscura is the source of this 2124-nucleotide messenger RNA. It is a transcript of the gene Tango5, whose product is annotated as Transport and Golgi organization 5. NCBI's taxonomy places the organism in Eukaryota, Metazoa, Arthropoda, Insecta, Diptera, Drosophilidae. Gene Ontology annotation, cellular component: membrane; endomembrane system; endoplasmic reticulum. Gene Ontology annotation, biological process: autophagy; Golgi organization. The coding region runs from base 172 to 1797 and encodes 541 amino acids. The record is from RefSeq and is a predicted model, not a curated record. The transcript has 5 exons.
UUUCGGUAUAUUUCUGACGGUGGACUUCAUUUAUCGAUAAGUCCGCGGUCACACUGCUUCUACUAUUAUUAACAACAUUUAUUAAUAACAUUUCCAGUGUAAAUACGGCUGAAAACCAUUCCGGUGGCAUUAGAAAAUAUUUAAAAUUCCAGCCGCUUGCAAUCCGCUUAAAUGUCACAACACUCGAAAAGGGAAAAGGACACAGCCGCCAACAGCACGAAAAGCCAUGCCCAGAGCACACGCCACACGAGCGGCAGUAGCAGCGCGAAUAAACACAGUCACAAAAAGCAGAUGCCCAACGGCAGUCUAAAGGCCAAUUCCAACACCAAACCAAACCAAAACUCCAACAGCAGCAGUACCACCACCAAGGUAUCCACAAUGCUGACCACAGGAUCGGCAUCGGGGUCGAGAUCAGGAUCAGGAUCAGGAUCGAGCUCCUCCGUCUCCCCAUCCAGCUCGUCGUCGGCACCCCUGCUGUCGCAGGUUCAGGGAAAAUUUCAAAUGAGCAAAAAGGAGAAAAACCAAAAAGACAAACAGCGCGAGAGGGAGCGCAUCGAGCGCGAGCAGUUUGUGCUCUGGCGUCGACCCUUCGAUACGUCCUUGUAUUGUGGCCUCGAACUGAUGGCGCUGCUGCGAACCUGGAGCUCAAGAUUGCUGCAGCAACGUCUCCUGCUGGCCGCUUUGAUAGUAUUAGGCGUAUUAUUUAGUGUAAUUUACAGAAUUGAUGGACCACAUCAGCUGGCCAUUGAGCUAGUGCAUCGGAACACCUGGUUCUUUGUCUACUGGCUGGGUCUGGGCGUGCUCUCCUCAGUGGGACUUGGCACUGGCCUACACACGUUCCUUCUAUAUCUGGGGCCGCACAUAGCCAGCGUUACGCUUGCCGCAUACGAGUGCAAUUCCCUGAAAUUCCCGCGCCCUCCAUAUCCAGAUGACAUCAUCUGCCCGGAGGAGCCGUAUGAUAAACGGGUGCCCAAUCUGUGGGCCAUCAUGUCAAAGGUUCGACUGGAGGCAUUCCUUUGGGGCGCUGGCACGGCCCUGGGCGAGCUGCCGCCGUACUUCAUGGCCAAGGCGGCGCGUCUCUCCGGGUACGAUCCGGACGAUGCUGAGGAGCUGGCCGAGUUCGAGGCCCUGAACGCCAAGAGGAAUCAGAAGAACCUCAGUUUAAUGGACAAGGGAAAGCUGUUCAUGGAGCGCGUGGUGGAGCGCAUUGGCUUCUUCGGCAUCUUGGCCUGUGCAAGUAUUCCCAAUCCCUUAUUCGAUCUGGCUGGCAUCACUUGCGGCCAUUUUCUAGUGCCAUUCUGGACCUUCUUCGGAGCCACACUGAUCGGCAAGGCCAUCAUCAAAAUGCACAUACAGAAAAUCUUCGUGAUCAUUGCCUUUAAUGAAACGCUGAUUGAGCGAGCAGUGGAUCUUCUGGCCUCGCUGCCAUACUUCGGUCAUAAGCUGCAGGAGCCCUUUAAGGCCUUUCUCAAAAACCAAAAGCAGCGCCUCCAUCGUCAACAGCGUGGCAAGGGUGCUGCUGUUGGCCCCGAUUCAGGCAAUCUGCUAUCGAAGAUUUUCGAGGCGUUUGUAAUUGGAAUGGUGUGCUAUUUUGUUGUGUCAAUUGUUAACUCUCUGGCGCAAAGCUAUCACAAGCGUCUGCACCGAAAGACUCCGUCACCGGCAUUAGGGACGGGUCCGGCCUCGGCCUCGGGCUCGGCGUCGGUCAAGGCAGUACCAGUGCCUGUGACCACGCCUACGCCCUCGGCUACGGUCACAUCCAAGAAGCAUGCCAAGCAGCGGGCUCUACGCGAAUAGAGGAGACUUCAAUCCAAAAUCACAAGCCCCAAGCCCAAAAUCUCUUGAGUUGAUACAAUUUCCAGAACCCCCUCCAAACCCGUUUCCUAUCGAAGUCUUAAGUUAUUGUACCUAUAUAUAUAUUUUUUUUUGUGUUUUCGUGUCCUUGUUUUAGUCAAAUUUUCAACUUGGAAGUGUACGCUUUGUAUGGGAUGUCAAGAGGCAGAUGCAUCCGGCCGGUACGGAACGGAUACGGCGGCGCUAGCUCGAGAACUUAGAUUAAGUCCAAGAAUCAGCAAGGAGCAGAAAAUUACUAGUAAAAAAUUAAAAACAAAUAUACAACAGCAA